Molecule: messenger RNA, 670 nt
Organism: Microbotryum saponariae
Lineage: Eukaryota; Fungi; Basidiomycota; Microbotryomycetes; Microbotryales; Microbotryaceae
Source: the annotation of a GenBank genome assembly
AUGUACUAUGAAAAGGGGCUUAUGUGUUGCGGUGUGAACUCUCCAGGCAAGCACAUCCUCAAUGUCCAAGCCGCGAUUCGAGCCCCGUGUUGUCGCCAAUGGUUCGAUGUCAGUCGAGACACGACUCGAACGCUCUUGUGUGCUGUAUAGUGAUAUGUUGUACUGAUUGAGUCCAUGUCGUAACCUGUCCUACCGCUGCAGUGCGCCGAAUGCCAUGCCGAAAAAGAGGACCAUGACUUGACCAAGACGACCGAGAUGGCUUUCCUGUGCAAGAAGUGCAAGAAAGCGUUCAGAAAGGACAUGACCAAAUUUGAAGAAUCGGAUGAAUACUGCCCGCAUUGCGACAACCAUUUCGUGGGUUCCUCCGUCUAGCCGUGAUACCGAUGACCGGUGGCGCGGAUAUCACCUGAGCCUCACAAUUUUAUUCGAAUCGGGUCUCUUUCUCAGGUCAUCGACGCCAAGACACCGCAGCGUAUUAUCGAGUUCGAAACAGAGGAUCUGCGAGUCGAUGCGAGGUCAGUCUCGAGGACUUCGCCAAUCUUAAUAUAUUGGUUGGACAGCGGCUGACCAUACCUCAUACCUGCGCCGAUCUCACAGAGGACUUCGAGAUGAACGACAGCGUAACUUGCAUACAAGCGACAUUGAUGCAUUCGUUGAUCAGCUCGGGUGA